Zeugodacus cucurbitae (melon fly) is the source of this 818-nucleotide messenger RNA. RefSeq names its product trafficking protein particle complex subunit 5 (gene Trs31). Lineage: Eukaryota; Metazoa; Arthropoda; Insecta; Diptera; Tephritidae. The coding region runs from base 130 to 714 and encodes 194 amino acids. The record is from RefSeq and is a predicted model, not a curated record. The transcript is spliced from 3 exons. Gene Ontology annotation, biological process: endoplasmic reticulum to Golgi vesicle-mediated transport. Gene Ontology annotation, cellular component: TRAPPI protein complex; TRAPPII protein complex; TRAPPIII protein complex.
UCUGCCCAAUCAGCUGUUUAACAGAUCAACAAAACAAUUGCAUUUCUAUUGUAAUUAUUUACCAGUUAAAGUUACUAAAGAGAUAAUUAUUUUUGUAUUUCUACACAUUUAAUUAAUAAAUCGGUAACAAUGGAAAAAUUGGAGGCACUGAAAAUAUCGUCAAUGCGUCCACGUACAAAUAUACUUGAUCGUCCACUGUCUAAAGGUAAAGGCGAGGUGUCACAAAGCAUAGUAGCGCUACUUUUCAGUGAAAUAGUGCAGUAUUGUCAGAGUCAAGUGAGCACAGUGCAGGAGCUACAAAACAGAUUGCAUGCACUUGGCCAAGAUGUAGGCACACGGGUUAUUGAUUUGUAUUUUAUGCGUGAACGCAAUGGCAAACGUGAAACAAAGUUAACACAAAUGCUGUUAUUUGUAAAAACAACAGUGUGGAAGAAUUUAUUUGGCAAAGAGGUAGAAAAGCUAGAGCAUGCCAAUGACGAUGAAUGCACCUAUUAUAUUAUCGAGAAGGAGCCAAUGGUCAAUACAUUUAUAAGUGUACCUAAGGAUAAGAGUACGCUCAAUUGUGCGAAUUUUACAGCGGGUAUAGUGGAGGCUGUGCUAAAACAUUCUGGAUUUCCUUGCAAAGUGACGGCUCAUUGGCAUAAAGGCACAACAUACAUGGUCAAAUUCGAGGAUAGUGUUAUUGCACGCGAUAAACAAUUGGAAGAUAAAUAGAUUUGUCUGCACUUUUAUUUAUAGUUAUUGCAACUUUAUGUUCAAUUUGCAUUUUAAUUAGACUAUGUUUAAUCAUUAAUAAAAACGAAUGCACACAUUUUCAA